AUGCGGCUUUAUAUCUUCGGUCUUGUUCUGUUGGGGUUGGAUUUAGUAUCUGCCCGUCUGGUGGGCGUGCCUACCAUCCCCUUCGAGGAGACCGGAGGCGAAUACCCUCUCUCGCAAUUGAAGGAAAUCAUCGUCGACACGCGGUAUGCCCACGACGUCGACGCAGACGGGGAGACCCUGAUCCCGCCCACGCUGGACCAGUUUUCCCGCACGUUCCAGGGGGAUCUGUUCUCUUCGUUGGGGGUCGACCUGCCGCUCGGGUACAACAUUAUGCCCUCUGCGGACUCGAUCUUCAUCACGGUGCGCAACAGUACUGGGUUUCACGACGCGGCGGGCCGGUGGACUUCCGAGGGGUACGAGUUGGAGAUCAACGAUGAUGGUAUCAUCAUCUACGGGGCGAGUCCGCUCGGGGCUUGGUGGGGGACCCGAUCGUUGAUCCAGAUGGCGGUGUUGGGAGACACCACGCUGCCGGUGGGCUCUGGUGUUGAUGCACCUGGCUGGGGGACUCGUGGAGUUAUGCUGGACGUCGGCCGUCACUAUUACCCUCCCGGAUUCAUUGUUGAGAUGUGCUCGUACCUGUCCUUCUUCAAACAGAACCUGUUCCAUCUGCACCUGAGCGACAAUAUCGACAACAACGUCGACCUGUACACGAGGGAAGAGUCUCUCUCGCUAUAUGCCGCGUUCCGGCCGUGGUCCGACAAUCCGGCGGUGGCGGGUCUGAACAGACGGCCCAACGAAUCCUACACGCUGAGUGAGUUCGACGACAUGCAGCGCCAGUGUGCGAGCCGCGGCGUUACCAUCCUGCCGGAGAUCGAAUCGCCAGGCCAUGCACUGGUGAUUGUGCAGUGGAAGCCGGAGCUGGGGCUUGCGGAUCUGAGCAUGCUCAACAUCUCUUACCCGGAGACCAUCCCAACGGUGAAGACAAUCUGGGAGACCUUCCUGCCCUGGUUUCACAGCAAGACGGUGCACAUUGGCGCCGACGAGUAUGAGAGCGGUCUGGUGGACGACUAUACGAUGCUGGUUAACGAGAUGAAUGACUAUAUCCGUACCGAGUCUGGGAAGAACAUGCGCAUCUGGGGCACUUUUACCCCGGAAGAAGGGGCAAACGUCUCGACCGAGGUUUCCAUCCAACACUGGGAGUUCUUCGAGGAUAACCCUUACUGGGAUUAUAUCAUGAACGGGUACGAGGUGCUCAACUCAGACGAUGCGUUUUAUAUCGUAGACGGCUGGUCCGGCAGCUAUCCGCAGAUCUUGAACAAGACCCGUGUCUUCUACGGCGCGCCGGACGGAGGCCCGUAUGCCCCCAAUAUCUUCGACACAAGCAACGCGACGAACAACCCUCCUCGGGACAAUCCGUUUGUGCUGGGCCACGUUGCCGCCACGUGGAACGACUAUGGCCCCAACUCUUCAGCCGUGCUCAACGCGUAUUACGGGUGGCGAGACGUGCUCCCCGCCCUCGGAGACAAGCAAUGGGGCGGCAACCUGCUGGAGGAUGAGUACGACUCCAUCUUUGAGACUCUCCACGCCGUGAUCCCGGGCCAGAACCUCGACCGCUGGAUUGCAAGCGAGUCCAAAGACACGAUCCUGAGCUAUCAGUUCAGCAGCGGCAAAACAGACGUCGUCAAAGACGAAUCUGGCAACGGGUACGAUGGCCUCCUGCACGGCUGCACCGUCACCAACUCGGUCCUCAACCUGGCCGACGGCUGUUAUGUGGAAACCCCCCUGGGCAGCAAGGGCCGCAACUACACCCUGUCUUUCUCCGUGAAGCCGACAUCGACAACCCCCGGCACCCUCUUCAGCGGGCCCGACUCCGCCCUGCUCAACGGCAACGGCACCAUUAGCAACGUAACUCUGGUCACCGGCGGGAAUCCUUACUCGCUCAACUACAGCCUGCCGCUCAACACCUGGACCGACGUGCAGCUGAUCGGCCGCGGCAACCAGACCUUCCUGGGCGUCUCCAGCCCGAGCAACGGCACCGUCUCGACCAUGGAGUUCCUCGCCCGGCUGGGGGACGACGGCACGCUGCUUGUGUGGACGAGUAUCGGCAUUGAAGCUCCGCUGGCACGCAUUGGCGAGGGAUUCACAGGGUUGAUGAAAGAUAUUGUUCUAAGUGGGUAG
Penicilliopsis zonata CBS 506.65 is the source of this 2118-nucleotide messenger RNA. RefSeq lists its product as hypothetical. The transcript has 3 exons. Gene Ontology annotation, biological process: carbohydrate metabolic process. NCBI's taxonomy places the organism in Eukaryota, Fungi, Ascomycota, Eurotiomycetes, Eurotiales, Aspergillaceae. Gene Ontology annotation, molecular function: beta-N-acetylhexosaminidase activity. The record is from RefSeq and is a predicted model, not a curated record. Bases 1 to 2118 code for a protein of 705 amino acids.